Penicillium longicatenatum is the source of this 1056-nucleotide messenger RNA. RefSeq names its product alpha/beta hydrolase. The transcript is spliced from 2 exons. Gene Ontology annotation, biological process: proteolysis. Gene Ontology annotation, molecular function: serine-type peptidase activity. Bases 1 to 1056 code for a protein of 351 amino acids. NCBI's taxonomy places the organism in Eukaryota, Fungi, Ascomycota, Eurotiomycetes, Eurotiales, Aspergillaceae. The record is from RefSeq and is a predicted model, not a curated record.
AUGGCGUUCAGGCCAUACAUGAAACAUACCCAUGUCUAUAAAACCCAUCUCACCACAGAUCUUCAUCUUGACGUGUACCUAUCCACAAGCAAUGAAGGGUCUAAUACGCCCAAGCCCGUUCUCUUGUGGUUUCAUGGUGGCUAUCUCGUCACAGGCAGCCGCAUCGCGAUUCCCCGCUGGCUUCUCAACCACGCCCUUGCUCAUGGCUGGACAGUAGUAUCACCAGACUACAGGGUUUUGCCGGAAUGUACCGGUCUUGCUACAACUGAAGAUCUAAUUUCGGCCUAUGAAUGGGUUGCAGGUUCCCUCAACCGCCUCCACCCGGAUUGCAAUGAAGACCUUAGCAAUAUAAUCAUCGGUGGAGCCAGUGCCGGAGGCUGGUGCGCCUUGGUCACUGCGCUGCACUUUUCGUUCGCAUCAUCACAGCAAAGGAAUAGAAUCCCGCGUCCUAAAGCGCUUUGGCUCCUCUAUCCGAUGUCGGACAUCGGAAGCGAAAAAUGGGCACAGAGCGUCUCGCUCCCCGGAGUGACGGUGGAUGCAGCUACAGCGCAACAGUUACUAGAGGAGAUCCCCCGAAGGAUUGCGCAAGGGAAUAUCAGUGUCGGGGAGGAUUUCCCAUCAUCUGAAGAAGAACUCCGGACAAGGAAACGCUUACCCUUACUUUACGCUAUUCUGGGUAAAGGGGUCUUUCUGGAUUAUUUGACGGGGGUAUCUGGGUUCGGGGAGAGAUCCUUGAGUGUUGGGUUGGAAAAUGCAGUGGAUGAUGAGCGCAUGAAAAUACUUUUCCCGCUUCAGUGGGGCUUGUUUGGUUCUGGUUUUCCAGCAACUAUUAUUGUGCAUGGAAGUGCAGAUACAGAAGUUUCUUGUGGCGAAAGUGAGAAGCUGGCUGCGAAGCUGCAGGAGAAUGGGAUUGGGGUGCAGUAUUACGCGGUACCAGGAGCUGAUCAUGUUUUCGACUUGGAGUUGCAGGAGUGUCAUGAAGAAGGUGAGGAGCACGAGCCAAGCGUUAUCCUUGCACGGGCUCUACAGGCUCUACAAGGGUACGUCGAGAGAUAG